Molecule: messenger RNA, 868 nt
Organism: Phanerochaete carnosa HHB-10118-sp
Lineage: Eukaryota; Fungi; Basidiomycota; Agaricomycetes; Polyporales; Phanerochaetaceae
Exons: 7
Coding region: 1-750 (249 amino acids)
Source: RefSeq, a predicted model, not a curated record
AUGGACUGUGCGGACGGGAAUCUUCAUUGGGUAUUCACUGGGUCGUCCACAGGUAUCAGCAGGGCUGUGACGGAACUGGCCCUGUUCAAGGGCGACAAGGUUGUCACCACGCUGCGUACACCUUCAGACGUUGAUGUUCUCAAGACGAAGUACCCAGCAACACAGCUGUUGGUAACUAGACUGGACGUAACGCAACCUGACGAAAUUUUGAGCGCCUUCAAAGAAGCCAAAGGCAUCUUCGGUCGUGUCGAAGGGACGCCCGAGACCGCCGCGCGUGACGUCUUCGAAACCAACUUCUGGGGCGCGGCGAAUGUGAGCAGGGAAGCAGCUAUGACGAUGAGUGCAUAUGCGGGCACUGCACCGGCUGCGGGUGUCGGAUACCACAGCGCAAGUAAGGCCAGUGAGAACACUCUCUGGAAGCCUUUAGAUGGAGAGAUAGAUCCCAAAUGGAACAUCAAGACUUCUCUCAUCGUACUAGGUGCUGUACGCACGCCCAUAUUCUACAAGGCGGAGGUGCUAUCAUUCGCUCGCGGGUAUGAGGGUCAAACUGCAAGCCGGAGCAUUAUAAGGAGCGUAAGAGACUCGAGAUUACAGAUAGGCGACAGACCGCCUUUGAGGCUCGUCAUUGGCCUCGACUGUAUUGGAAUGGUAGAAGCUCACCUGGGCAGAUUACAACGAGAGUUGGCGGCAUACAAGCCAUGGUUGAGAGACCUGAAGGAAGAACGGGCAGGUCCGGGUCCGAAGUUGUAGUCGAAGACUGUCUAAACCGGAACUUAUAUAUUUAUCACCCUCAUUAGAUAGCUUCGCUGUACAUCCGAGAGAGGUGUGUAUGCAUUUUGCUGCAAAAAUCAGAGGUCAAGUCUGCACG